AUGGCCUCCCUCGGCGGAAUCAUGGUGGCCCUCAUCACCCCCUUCACAGACGACAAGACCGCAAUCGACGAAAGCCGUCUGCAAGCACACAUCGAACACCUGAUCACAGCCGGCGUGCACGGUCUCGUUCCUGGCGGCAGCACAGGCGAAUUCACCACCAUGACAUUCGCCGAGCGCAAGCAGCUAACAGAGCUGUGCGUUAAAUUCGCCGGCGGUCGUGUCCCCGUCGUCGCCGGCACAGGCAGUCUUUCUUCCGCUGAGGCAGUUGAGCUCUCCGUGCACGCCGCGAAAUCUGGCGCCGUAGCGACAAUGGUCCUUCACGAGUUCCUCUCCGAGAUCCACACUGCCUCCGGUCUGCCAAUCGUCUACUAUAAUAUCCCUUCUGCGUCUGGCAUCACGCUGUCUCCCACUGAGAUUGCCGGUCUGUCUAAGGUCGGCGUCAAGUAUCUUAAGGAUACUUCUGGUAAUGCGCCGGCGUUGACGGAGCUUAUCUUUAGCCUCUCUGAUCAGAUUACCUCGUUUAAUGGGUGGGAUACUUUGACUUUUUAUGGUCUUGCUGCUGGCGCACCGGGUGGUGUCUGGGGCGCGGCGAAUAUUAUUCCUGAGUUGGCGGUUGAGCUUUGGGAGGCGGUUUCUGUUAAGGGAGAUUUGAAGCUUGGGCGCGAGAUUUGGGCUAAGGCUUUCCCUAUUUGCAAGUUCCUUGAGUCGCAUAACUAUGCGGCUGCUGUUAAGACUGGUGUUGAGUUGAUUGGGCAGCCUACUGGUGGUCUGCGCAAGCCUUUUGCUCUGCUCAACCCGAAGUUGACGGCGGAACUUAAGCAAUUGUUGGAGAAUGCUGGAGUUAAGACUGUUUAA
This is a messenger RNA of Penicillium samsonianum, 855 nucleotides long. Its product is annotated as dihydrodipicolinate synthase family protein. The record is from RefSeq and is a predicted model, not a curated record. NCBI's taxonomy places the organism in Eukaryota, Fungi, Ascomycota, Eurotiomycetes, Eurotiales, Aspergillaceae. Bases 1 to 855 code for a protein of 284 amino acids. Gene Ontology annotation, molecular function: N-acetylneuraminate lyase activity. The transcript has 2 exons. Gene Ontology annotation, biological process: N-acetylneuraminate catabolic process. Gene Ontology annotation, cellular component: cytosol.